This is a messenger RNA of Clunio marinus, 1133 nucleotides long. The record is from the annotation of a GenBank genome assembly. Lineage: Eukaryota; Metazoa; Arthropoda; Insecta; Diptera; Chironomidae.
AUGAAGUUGAAGGAAGCGCUUCUUCUUGGUUUAAAAAUACCUCAAGAUCAUAUCAUUAUUGAAACGGAAAACAUCAAAGGUGACGAUCAAGAGAAUCGAGAAUCUCCCGCACAAUAUCGUUUAACAUGUCCAGGAACAAGUGAGUGUGUGUCGCUUCGAGAAUGUCCCCAAAUUCUAGCGGAGGCAACAAUGAGAUGUUAUAACAGCGAUCGAUCUUUGUUUUGUGGUGUUAAUCAAAAAUUCGAGCCUUUUAUUUGUUGUCCAACUUAUCAAUCUCCAACUUAUGUUGCUGAAAGUACAAACAAUCUCAAUAAUUACGACAAGUUAAGUGGAUCAUGUGGCAGAAGUUUAGUUCAAGGAUCAUCAUAUAAAAAACUCGGAGCUUAUCCAUUCGUUGCAAGAAUUGGUUUCAAAAAUGUUAACACAGGUCAUUUAGCUUAUCCUUGUACGGGAUCAAUCAUUUCAAAAAGAAUUGUAUUGACUGCUGGUCACUGCGCACUAGCCAAGGCGGAUGGUCACCGUCUUUCAUCAGUGCGUAUCGGUGAAUUUGAUUCUACAAAAGACCCAGAUUGUGCUGAUUCAGGUUUUUGUGCACCAUCAGCAAUAAACCAUGCCGUGUCUCAUGUCGUAGUACAUCCCGACUAUACAAAUGGACAAUAUCACCAUGACAUUGCUUUACUUAUUCUCAGAACACCGAUUAAUUAUACUGUCGCAGCUCAACCGAUUUGCCUUCAACGCGAUCGAACAAAUUUGGUGGUCGGAAAGCGUGCUUUAAUCAUUGGUUGGGGGAAAGUUUCAUUAUCAACUAUCAGAUCACCAGAAAUGCAAUACAUGGAUAUCCCUUUGGCAUCAUGGGAUCAAUGUUUGCGAGUUUAUAGUGCAUCAGGUGCAUUAGACUCACAGAAAUCUAUUGAAGGACAAUGGAUGUGUGCAGGUGGUGAAGGUCGAGAUGUUUGUCAGGGAUUUGGUGGUGCACCACUUUUUAUAACAGAAAAUGGUAUAACUAACCAAAUUGGAAUAAUGUCAUUUGGAUCAGAGAACUGUGGAGGAUUGAGGGUUCCAAGCGUGUACACAUCUGUAGCUCACUUUUAUAAUUGGAUACAAGAAAAUAUUCCAAUUGAGUGAAUCACAUC